GUGUUUUUUGUAUGUUUGUGUUGAUAUUUCGUAAAACAAUUUUACACAUAGAUUUUAGUGUCUCUGGUGAAGAAAUUGACUUAAAAUGAUCUCGGAAUCAUUUGCUGCAAGACUAUAGGCCAUGCUAGUGAGCCCCCAUUUAACAGGAGGAGGACGUAACAAUAUCCAUCUGAUUGCUUGCUGGUUUCUGCUCAUUCUCUCACCCCUGGUGAUGCAGUCAAACGCGUCCAAAAAUUGCACCUUCAUCGACGGCCACAUUCUGGAGUUUGUGUGCCACGGAUUCUAUAAUCGCGACCUUCGGCUACAGUUUAAGGAUCGCAUACCGGCCAUCGAUGCGCCCUACGCCAUCUGGCAGAGAGCCGAUUUCUUUGCCUCAUCGAUGCUCCUAAUUGUCUUUUACGAGGGUCCACUAUCAAAUUGCUAUAAUCUCGUAUUCGAAGAUGGUAAAUUCUAUUGCGAUGGCCGCAACUAUGCAAUGGACGUUGAAGACUCGAUACUUGUGAACUGCAUGCCCUUUCCAUUUUCUUACUCCGACGAAUUGCACAAGAGUUGCAAACGUAAGCGAAAGUCACACUCGGCAGAGACGGUGUCGUCGGUUAUCAUUUACAUGGAGUCGAACAUCUAUGAGAACUCAAGAACAACAAGGUCUCAGCAUUGUUCGUAUCUGUAUUUUUUUAUAUCCACAUUACUCAUAGUUUUUCACAUUUGUCUAAACUGAAACUCAAAUUUUGUUGGUAAUCACUCUAUUAUUAAAAAAAACUAAAUGCACAGAUGGCG
This is a messenger RNA of Drosophila nasuta, 777 nucleotides long. RefSeq lists its product as uncharacterized. NCBI's taxonomy places the organism in Eukaryota, Metazoa, Arthropoda, Insecta, Diptera, Drosophilidae. Bases 122 to 718 code for a protein of 198 amino acids. The record is from RefSeq and is a predicted model, not a curated record. The transcript has a single exon.